This is a messenger RNA of Momordica charantia (bitter melon), 3011 nucleotides long. RefSeq names its product ETHYLENE INSENSITIVE 3-like 1 protein. Lineage: Eukaryota; Viridiplantae; Streptophyta; Magnoliopsida; Cucurbitales; Cucurbitaceae. The record is from RefSeq and is a predicted model, not a curated record. Gene Ontology annotation, cellular component: nucleus. Gene Ontology annotation, molecular function: DNA binding; DNA-binding transcription factor activity.
GCAACGGUAGCAUGGUGUUCGUUCUCGUACAAUUUCUUUUGUUUCUGGUUAAUUGUGUUGAUAAUUGAAUUUGAUUAAUGGAGCUUGGAAUUGCGGAGUGUUUUCGUUUUUCAAUCGAAUUUGUUGGUGCCUGGUUUUUCUAAUGAGUUGUUUUAGUUUUGUUUGUGUUGAUCUCCUGCUGCUGUUGUUGAGGCCGGAGUUCGCGGUUGGAGGUUUUUGAUUCUUCUGAAUUGUUUGUAAUUUACUGUGAUAUGCGUUUUUUUUUUCUAGGUAUAGGCGUUUCGUUUGCUAUUCUUCUGCUGUCUUUCUUUGCGAGUUCUGCAACUUGUUCUCUUCUUCAACGCUUUGAUCCUUACGUUAUUUGUUGAAUGUCGUCGUUUUUCUAUUUUUUUCGGGGAGGAGAUUUGAUUGAUUCCGAGUUUCUCGAUCCAAAGACGGCUGAGGUCUUCUUCUUAUGUCACUUAAACAGAUCAUUUCAGUAGGCGUGAAUAGGAAUUCAUGUCGACUCGUAACUCUAUCUCUUUGUUAGGUCGUAAAGGUUAGCUUAGUUUUGCUUUAGAGAUGGAGAAAUUUGCUGGAAAUUCUUUCGCGAAGAUAAUACGCGGAUCGAACGUGGCGUUACUUACACGCAGAGUUUCAAAUUUCAGUGUUAAGGGAUAUCAUGAAUAAUCAAUUUUCUGGGAUGUUUCGCCAGAACUUGGAAUUUUGUGGAUCCUAAGACUACUGCGACCAUCAUUUUCUUUGAACACUGCUUAGAUAAGAGAUUAAUCCAUCCACCAGCAAGUGGUUUGAAGACGAAGAUACUGGGGCUUAAUUAAUUGGUUUGUAACUGUGGUAUAUUUAUUUCAAUGAUGAACUCCAUGGGAAUCUUUGAAGAUAUUGGAUUUUGCCGAAAUCUUGACUAUUUUUCGGCACCUCCUGGUGAACAAGAGAUGGCUCGGGAGCAUGAACCUGAGGCCACUUUGGAGGAAGAUUAUAGUGAUGAAGAGAUGGAUGUUGAUGAGCUUGAGAGAAGGAUGUGGAGAGACCGAAUGCUUUUGAGGCGGCUCAAAGAACAAAACAAAGAGAAGGAAGGGACUGAUAAUUCAAAGCAGCGUCAGUCCCAGGAACAGGCCCGAAGGAAGAAGAUGUCUCGAGCUCAAGAUGGUAUCCUGAAAUAUAUGUUGAAAAUGAUGGAGGUUUGUAAAGCUCAAGGUUUCGUUUACGGGAUCAUUCCCGAGAAAGGAAAGCCAGUCAGUGGAGCUUCUGAUAAUCUUCGUGCCUGGUGGAAAGAGAAAGUCAGGUUCGAUAGAAAUGGCCCUGCAGCCAUUGCUAAAUAUCAAGCUGACCAUGCAAUUCCUGGGAAGAACGAUGACUGCAAUACAGUGACAUCCACACCUCACACUUUACAAGAACUCCAAGACACAACCCUUGGAUCACUUUUGUCGGCUCUGAUGCAGCACUGUGAUCCACCGCAGAGGCGUUUUCCAUUGGAGAAGGGAGCUUCCCCACCGUGGUGGCCCACUGGAAACGAAGAAUGGUGGCCUGAAUUGGGAUUACCCAAGGACCAGGGGCCUCCCCCUUAUAAGAAGCCCCAUGAUCUGAAAAAGGCUUGGAAAGUCAGUGUUCUCACUGCUGUGAUUAAGCACAUGUCUCCCGACAUUGCCAAAAUUCGCAAGCUUGUUCGUCAGUCUAAAUGUUUGCAAGACAAAAUGACUGCCAAGGAGAGUGCUACAUGGCUGGCCAUUGUAAACCAGGAAGAAGCACUGGCCAGGAAAUUGUAUCCCGAUAAAUGCCCACCUGUGGCGAUUUGCGGGAGUGGAUCUCUUUUAAUCAGUGACACUAGUGAUUACGAUGUUGAAGGAAUAGAAGAUGAACCCCAUGUCGAAGCAGAGGAAAACAAACCGCACGAUCUCAGUUUCUUUAAUAUGGGGGCUUCUGGAGCUAGAGAGAGGCUUAUGAUGCCACCAUUGGGACCUCAGAUUAAGGAAGAAUUCAUGGAGAACAAUUCAGACUUUAUUCAAAAGAGAAAGCAGUUGACUGAUGAGUCGAAUACAAUGAUGAAUCAGAAGAUAUAUACUUGCGAGUAUUCUCAAUGCCCUUAUAACAGUCAGCGCCUCGGGUUUCUCGACAGGACUUCAAGAAACAACCACCAGUUGAAUUGCCCAUUUAGGAGUGAUUCUUCCCACAUAUUUGGCAUGCCGAGCUUUCAAACCAACGAUGACAAAUCAUCUCCAGUUCCUCCAUCCUUCAACCACUCUAAGCCACCUUCUCGGCCAAUGAACCAGAAUCAUCCACCCUUCAGAGUUUCAGGACUUGGACUUCCGGAAGAUGGCCAGAAAAUGAUUUCUGACCUUCUGAGCUUCUACGAUUCUAACCUUCAACAUGACAAAGCUUUGAAUUCUGGUAACGUUGUCGAAGCUAGAGAGGAUCAUCACAACACACAGCUGCAGAAAUUCCAACUUCAAGUCGAUGAUAACUUGUAUUGCCAAGGAGCAGCAAUGGUAGGAACUAGCAUGCCAAUCCAGCAGCACCCUGAUUUUUCUUCAACAAAAGUCCCAUUUGAGGAGUACAAGGCAUUCGAUUCUCCAUUCGGCAUGUAUCCCAACGAUAACAUCGCAGACUUCAGAUUCGGUUCUCCAUUUAACUUGGCAUCCAUUGAUUAUGCAGUCGACCCGCCAUUGCCCAAGCAAGAUACACCCUUGUGGUAUCUCUGAAGCAAAAAAUGAGACAACUCGCAUUGAUGGCUCCGAUGAUCGGAAGUAAAUAUAUUUUCAGAGGGAGGAGGAAGGCCAUCUUCAUGCCCUAAAGAAGGUGAAAUCUUCUUCCUGUCUAUAUGCUAGUUGCUUACUAUAUAAUUUAUAUAUAUGUGUUGUGUAUUUAGAUGUUCUGCAGCUACAUACAUUAAAGACGUUUUUACAUAGUAGGUUAAAAAAAACAAGGUCACUGAUUGAGGAAUCUUAAGCUCUCAAUUAAUAGUGUAUUUCUGGGUAACUUUUAGUAAUGAAUGAAAAUAGCUGUUGCUUUUAGAA